AACGACUCGAUCAAAGACCUCAACAUAUAUAGGGAGCGGUGGUUAGUGGGCGCCUCCCUCGAGAAGUACAGGAAUCGCAAUGUGUACAUAGCCUGGUAUAACGGGGAGGCCCACCACUCGUUGCCCAUAAGUGUGAAUAUUCUGUAUAACGCACUGCUGAAAAAGUUGGUGGCUGAGAGUAAUAGUAGCCUGGUGAGACCAGAGGACGUGGGUAUUAGUCUACACCAGCAAACGUUUGAACAUUUUAACCCCCACUCAGCGUUUUUGCCGUUUUUCGGACGUGUCUAUAAUAGCAUUUUUAUACCCUUUUCGGUCUCAUUUAUCGCCGCAUUCUAUGUGUUAUUCCCGACUCAUGAAAGAGUGUCAAAGGCCAAACUACUACAACUCAUGACUGGGCUCAGUAUUAGACUGUACUGGCUGUCAAACUUCAUAUUUGAUUACGCGCUGUAUUUACUAUAUUUCUCGACAAUGUUUUUCGUGUUUCUCAUUUGGGACCGAGUUUUCCAGUACGGGCUGUACUUCUCGACCAUUUCAUCCACUAGUGAGUCCACACACACUUUUACUACCUGUCCAUUAGACUAA
Oppiella nova is the source of this 582-nucleotide messenger RNA. NCBI's taxonomy places the organism in Eukaryota, Metazoa, Arthropoda, Arachnida, Sarcoptiformes, Oppiidae. The record is from the annotation of a GenBank genome assembly.